Messenger RNA from Hyalella azteca, 2023 nucleotides. RefSeq names its product trypsin. The record is from RefSeq and is a predicted model, not a curated record. Gene Ontology annotation, biological process: proteolysis. The transcript is spliced from 9 exons. Gene Ontology annotation, molecular function: serine-type endopeptidase activity. The coding region runs from base 118 to 1020 and encodes 300 amino acids. NCBI's taxonomy places the organism in Eukaryota, Metazoa, Arthropoda, Malacostraca, Amphipoda, Hyalellidae.
CAGUGUCACAGCAAAGAUUAUAGGGCAUUGAAAACUAUAGGGCUUUAUCUCCUACAAACCGCCCCAACAUCUCCACUGAAGUUUCCCCUCAAUCAUCAAGCAUCUCUUCUCAUCAAGAUGUGGUAUCUCAUGAUGCUCCUCCUGUGUCCGGCGUUAUGCUCCACUCUUCCACAAGAUGGGAGCUUAUCGAUAACGGUGAGAAAGCGAAACGACUUAGCAACCGGCAGCAGUUGCAACUGCCAAGGUCUUAAAUGCGGCCUGGUGGGUAGAACAAACCGAGUUGUCGGUGGCAGCGAGACGACGCUAACCGAGCUGCCCUGGAUCGCUGCAAUGUUUUAUAAAGGAAAACUUUACUGCGGUGCCGCACUUGUCAGCAACGAGCACUUGGUCACCGCCGCGCACUGCAUCAACAGGGUAGACAAGCGGCACGUGGAAAUCGUGUUUGGAAGCCACAACAUUUCCGAUGUCGUGGAGGCGGGACGGCAGACGCGCCGGGUAGGCGACUGGUGGGCGCAUCCAGGCUUCCAGCGGCGCAGCUUCAACAACGACAUCGGCGUCAUCAGACUUAGUGAACCUCUUGUGCUGGGCACAGACGUCAGGCCUGUCUGCCUACCUGAGUCGGGUGGAGAUUACGUAGGUCAGCAUGCCAUCGUCGCAGGCUGGGGUCGAGUUAGCGAGAAGGGUCGCAACAGCGAAGUGCUCAGGAAAGUUAGAGUUCCAAUCAUGAGCAACGAUGAGUGCAAGACCAAGAAGUACAGACCUUCGGAGAUCACCGACAACAUGGUCUGCGCGGGCUACGAUCAGGGCAAGAUUGAUGCAUGUCAGGGAGACAGCGGCGGACCAAUGAUGUUCGAGACCAAGAACAACGCUGGACAACGCCAAGUUGACCUCAUCGGCGUGGUGUCGUGGGGACAAGGCUGUGCCAGGCCAGGUUACCCCGGCGUCUACACGCGCGUCGAGAACUUCAGUAACUUCCUCAGGCAGCAGAUCGGCGCGUCCUGCCUCUGCCCCAGAAACUGAAGGAAAACUUCGGCUCUGGCAAAACUUCAGUCAAGUUUCAUCUUCGUGAAAGAAUAGCGGAUAAGUCUUACGGGAAUACAUUUUUCUGCAAAUAUCUAGGCGCUGGGUCAUUAUGGUAGUCAACUUAGAGCUCUUAAAUUGAAGUCAUAUCUUCAAGCCGUUAUCAAUGAAGUCAACUUGAAGCUUUUUCAAUCGAAUUUUAAAUAUUUUUAUUUCCAACUGCUCCUCUGUCGAGUUUUAUCAUUAGUUUAGAAUUCAAUCAACUUUCUGUCCUCGGCUGAAUUUUUUUAAUUCACACGACUUCUCGCAGAGGAAAUAGAACAAACAUCAGAAGUUAAAUUUAUUCGUUGAACUCGACAAGCAUCUAAAAAUUUCUGAAAUGAAAUAAAGACUCCUUGUAGCCAUGUCAGUCUGAAGAAACUGAGUCAUAGGUCAGGGCUUCAUUUUACUAAAACUAGGAGCAGUGAUUUCGUUGCUUAUAAUGAGAUUAUAUUAAUUAAUUUAUGUAUUAUAUUGGAACACAGCGUCCCCGAUUUACGAUAACGUCGCCUCAGUGAGGAAUAGCUUCUAAUGAUCUCAUAUCGUUUUGCAAAUUUCGCUUAUAAUUAUUAUAUUUAAAUAUUUAUAUCUUAUUUAUUCUAGUUAUAUUCGUAGAUACUAAUUACGCAUCACGCCGAUUGAAAUAAACAAAACGGACUAUGUUAUUGCAUACACGUCAAUAUAAUGUAUGAAGGCCAUGUUCCAGUGCUGCUUCUUUUAUGAGUCAAGCUGUUAAAGAUAUUUAAAGUAAAAAAGAACAAGAAGAAAAUUUGGUCUGGUUUGAUCUUUUUUAAAAACAUACCCAUGCACGGCCAUAUUUGGAAAUGGAGCGGUGGAGUGAUACAUUUAGUUUUAUAGUUACUUUGAAUUUAAUUUUAUAAUUGUGUGAUCAGCGUAAUUGAGCUUAAAAGUUUUAGUCACUGAUGUCUUUCAUGUGUUCCACUUGUUGAAUAAAAGUCGUGCU